Wyeomyia smithii (pitcher-plant mosquito) is the source of this 1531-nucleotide messenger RNA. RefSeq names its product zinc finger protein 708-like. Gene Ontology annotation, molecular function: DNA-binding transcription factor activity, RNA polymerase II-specific; RNA polymerase II cis-regulatory region sequence-specific DNA binding. The transcript is spliced from 3 exons. Gene Ontology annotation, biological process: regulation of DNA-templated transcription. The record is from RefSeq and is a predicted model, not a curated record. Bases 412 to 1500 code for a protein of 362 amino acids. NCBI's taxonomy places the organism in Eukaryota, Metazoa, Arthropoda, Insecta, Diptera, Culicidae.
CUUCACACUUUUGGCCUAAUACAGGUUUCUGCCACAAAAUUUCACUACACAACGCAUUCGUCAUAAAAGUUUUCCGUGAUUUCUCGAGUUUUGUUAAAAAAGAAUUGAAACGUUCUUUCUACUAAAUUUUACUUCGAUCAAAAUACGACAAAAACCAAAACAACAGACGUCUUUCUGUCAAAUAUGUUUGCCAUGGUUACACGCUGUUUGACAGAUAGAAUCCGGAAAAUGAAACGGUGAAAUAAUUUUUGUUCUGUUGCUUUUGUUGAUUAUCACACAAAAAGCUAGUUUAGAAAAUAAUAAGUAAAUCGUUGAGGUUAGCCAUAUAAAUAUCAUCGCAAAUAUUAAGUUAGUUGUUCACUGACAAUCUACUGCAAACAUCAUCAAGAAUUAAACAUUUCAACAUUUUAGAUGGCUCAUACUAUGGACGACAACAGCGACGAAAAUUCUUCUCAAAGUACAUGCACCAGUGACGAAGAAGACAAACUGCAAUGCCCGGUUUGUGAUAAAAAAUUUAUUUCCGAACGUAAUUUAUCAAAGCAUAUGCAUUUACAUACUGGCUCCCCACAGUUUACACGUAAAACCUGUGAUAAACGCUUCAAAGAAAAUCAGACUUUUGCUGAUCACAACCUUUCGCACCAAAAACGAAAACUGCAUAGGUGUGAAAUAUGUGAAAAGGCUUUCGUGCUUAGUUCUCAGUUAAACAAGCACCGAAAAACUCAUACGGGUGAAAAACCAUUCGGAUGCGAUUUCUGCGGAAAGAGAUUCAAAAAGAAAAGUGAUUUAACCCGUCAUAGGCGAAUUCAUACUGGGGAAAGAAAAUUUCAGUGUGACAUCUGCGGAAAGCAGUUUGUAGAUAGCACGACUCAUAGAAAGCACGCGCUUAUUCACACCCGGAAAGAGACACCCGAUAAUUGUGAGAUCUGCGGCAAAGUUUACUUCAAACUGUCCUAUUUGAGGAACCACAUGAAAAGACAUUUAAACAAUAAAAAACUGCAUUCAAGUGAAUCUUCAACUCGUGAACAAUGUGGCGAAUUUAUUAAAAAUUCGUCCGCUAAUAUGGGUACACACGGUUCCAAACAAUUCAAAUGUAAAGUGUGUGGAAAAGAUUUCACAACUUCAAGCCAUUUGGCAUAUCAUCAUUGUUCUCAUAAUGGAGAAUAUCCCCAUAAAUGUGAAAUUUGUGGAAAAGGCUUCACGCGAUCUUGUUAUCUUGUUAGUCAUCGAGGAACCCAUACCGGUGAACAACAGUACAAGUGCGAAAUUUGUGGCAUGGGAUUCAACUGGGUCGGUAACCUAAAGCGACAUGAGCGGAUACACACUGGGGAUAAACCUUUUGAGUGUGAAAUCUGCGGAAAACGGUAUAUCGGCAAAGCUCAUCUAAGAAGGCAUAUGAACCAGCACACCGGGGAGCAACCGUACGAGUGUGAAAUUUGCGGUAAAAAAUAUUUUAUUUCAGCCAGUCUGGUCAAACAUAUGCUGACUCAUAAUUUAGAAUAAAAUUCAUUUUUGCAAUUGUUAUUUUGAAAAA